AUGAUGAGCCUAUGGACCAAAAGAUGGUUUUCAACUACAAGCAGUUUAACUAACAGAGCUGCUGACAUAGGAAAGAUUGUUUUAAAUACAAAAGUGCAACAACCGUUCAAGAGUGAUGGGGGAAGAAAGCAACGUCAGGUCGCUAAGACAAAGAAACCUGCCAGAGAUUCAAAUCCACCGGCUUGGUAUACCCUAAAUCAAAAAUACAGUAGUUUAUUUUCAGAGCCUAGUGCUACAGAAAUUAAUUCAGUAAACCAUUUCUUCAAUUCUUCAGAUGUAAGAUAUGAGUGGAGUGCCGCCCAUUUCAUCGAUGUUCCUGGUGAGAGGCUUAAGGAAAAGGUUUCUAACGAAUCUAAUGGCAAAAAAUUCCAAGGUAAGACUUAUGUACCAUUUGAGCUUGUCAAUGGGUUACCAGAAGUUGCGUUCCUGGGGAAAUCCAAUGCAGGUAAAUCCACACUAUUGAAUAGUUUAACAACCGAUUUAAAGCAAACUUCAUUAGGUGAGUAUGCAAGGGCUUCCAAAAGAGCAGGAUUUACUAAAACUUUGAAUUCAUUUAACAUUGGUAAUAAAUUUAGAAUCGUUGAUACCCCUGGCUAUGGGUAUAACAGUAGUGCGGAACAAGGCAACUUAACCAUGGAAUACGUUAGUCAAAGACAGCAACUGGCAAGAUGCUUUUUACUCAUUUCUGGUGAGCAAGGGUUCAAUGACAUGGAUUUACAAAUAGUUGAAUUCUUAAGCUCAAUAGGCAAACCAUUUGAGAUUGUGUUUACCAAGAUGGACAAAGUUAAAGAUUUGAAGGGAUUUCAAAACAUGAAUCUCCAUGAAUUACCAGGACUACCAGGUAUCAUUUUUACCAAUUCAUUAAUAUCGAAAACUUGCCCCAAGAGAUACGGCGUGGAUCUACUACGACGCUUGAUAUUUCAAAGCUGUGGACUGCAGAUUGGCACUAAACCUUCUCGUCAAAGAAAAUAA
This is a messenger RNA of Zygosaccharomyces rouxii, 972 nucleotides long. It is a transcript of the gene MRX8, whose product is annotated as translation initiation/elongation factor MRX8. The record is from RefSeq and is a predicted model, not a curated record. Gene Ontology annotation, molecular function: GTP binding. Lineage: Eukaryota; Fungi; Ascomycota; Saccharomycetes; Saccharomycetales; Saccharomycetaceae. The transcript has a single exon. The coding region runs from base 1 to 972 and encodes 323 amino acids. Gene Ontology annotation, cellular component: mitochondrion.